Closterium sp. Naga37s-1 is the source of this 1029-nucleotide messenger RNA. The record is from the annotation of a GenBank genome assembly. NCBI's taxonomy places the organism in Eukaryota, Viridiplantae, Streptophyta, Zygnematophyceae, Desmidiales, Closteriaceae.
AUGGAACGGAUGUCAUGCGGAUGCUCAUGGGUGCAUGUGGGAGGUGGAGAUGGGUGCAUGUGGGAGGUGGAGAUGGGUGCGUGUGGGAGGUGGAUAUGGGUGCAUGUGAGAGGUGGAGAUGGGUGCAUGUGGGAGGUGGAGAUGGAUGCAUGUGAGAGGUGGAGAUGGGUGCAUGUGGGAGGUGGAGAUGGGUGCGUGUGGGAGGUGGAGAUGGGUGCAUGUGAGAGGUGGAGAUGGGUGCGUGUGGGAGGUGGAUAUGGGUGCAUGUGGGAGGUGGAGAUGGGUGCGUGUGGGAGGUGGAGAUGGGUGUGUGUGGGAGGUGGAGAUGGGUGCGUGUGGGAGGUGGAGAUGGGUGCGUGUGGGAGGUGGAGAUGUGUGGAUGUGGGAGGUGGAGAUGGAUGCAUGUGGGAGGUGGAGAUGGGUGCAUGUGGGAGGUGGAGAUGGGUGCAUGUGAGAGGUGGAGAUGGGUGCGUGUGGGAGGUGGAGAUGGGUGCAUGUGAGAGGUGGAGAUGGGUGCGUGUGGGAGGUGGAGAUGGGUGCGUGUGGGAGGUGGAGAUGGGUGCAUGUGGGAGGUGGAGAUGGGUGCGUGUGGGAGGUGGAGAUGGGUGCGUGUGGGAGGAGGAGAUGGGUGCAUGUGGGAGGUGGAGAUGGGUGCAUGUGGGAGGUGGAGAUGGGUGCAUGUGGGAGGUGGAGAUGGGUGCAUGUGGGAGGUGGAGAUGGGUGCAUGUGGGAGGUGGAGAUGGGUGCAUGUGGGAGGUGGAGAUGGGUGCAUGUGGGAGGUGGAGAUGGGUGCAUGUGGGAGGUGGAGAUGGGUGCAUGUGGGAGGUGGAGAUGGGUGCAUGUGGGAGGUGGAGAUGGGUGCAUGUGGGAGGUGGAGAUGGGUGCAUGUGGGAGGUGGAGAUGGGUGCAUGUGGGAGGUGGAGAUGGGUGCAUGUGGGAGGUGGAGAUGGGUGCAUGUGGGAGGUGGAGAUGGGACAGCAGUGGAGAAAUACGAGGCGAGUGGAGAGGAUGGAAGGAGGAGUGGCAUGA